Molecule: messenger RNA, 1536 nt
Organism: Cydia pomonella (codling moth)
Lineage: Eukaryota; Metazoa; Arthropoda; Insecta; Lepidoptera; Tortricidae
Product: saccharopine dehydrogenase-like oxidoreductase
Exons: 9
Coding region: 202-1470 (422 amino acids)
Biological process (GO): glycolipid biosynthetic process
Cellular component (GO): lipid droplet; mitochondrion; plasma membrane
Source: RefSeq, a predicted model, not a curated record
GUCGUCGUCAAUAUUUGUUUGGCUUUCAUGUAGUCUACUCGCACUGUGUCGCAUGGGAGGAAACUUAUAAAUCAUUUUUACUUCUGUCUUGAAAGUGUAAAUAUCGAUAUAGACAUAGGUUAAAACGUAAUUGAAGUGUAGUAUGCCAACAAAGUUGUAGCCUGAAUAUUUUGUGAGUUGUGCAGCAUCUAAAAACAUAAGAUGUCUCGUCUAGACCUUGUUAUAUUUGGGGCCACUGGUUUCACGGGACUGAGGGUUGUGGAACAGCUAGCCAAGGUGGCCAAAAAAUAUCCAGCCAUGACAUGGGGGGUGGCGGGCCGAUCCCAGGCCAAACUUGAAGCACUGAUGGCCAAUAUCGGGAAAAAAAUCGGAGAGGAUAUGACCAGCAUCAGAAUAAUAAUAGCAGAGGUGACCAACGAAAGGUCACUGCAAGAUAUGUGCGAGCAAGCAAAAGUGCUGAUCAACUGCUGUGGGCCUUACCUAAUGUACGGUGAGCCAGUGGUAAAAGCGGCGGUGGAGGCGAAGACACAUUGUGUGGAUGUCAGCGGGGAACCUCAGUACAUUGAAAAUGUGCAACUCAAAUACAACGAUGCGGCGAAAGAGGCAGGUGUGUACAUCGUUAGCGCGUGCGGCUUCGACAGCAUUCCCAACGACAUGGGGCUGGUUUACUUACAGCAGAACUUCGAAGGUACUUUGAACUCGGUAGAAUCCUACGUCAGUGUUGAAGUGACACCGGAAUUUCAAAACGAAGCUGCCAAAAGCGGUAUCAUUCACUUUGGAACCUGGGAGUCUGCGAUCAUAAGCGCUGGCCGCUCAAAAGAACUUGUGCCGCUUAGAAAAAUGCUCUAUUCAGACGAUUUACCGGUUUUUGAGCCUAAACUGCGCGCAAAGUCAACAUUCCAUAAGCUAGAUGAGGACCAAUGGUGCGUUCCAUUUCCUGGCGUCGACGAAUCCGUAGUAUACCGCACACAGCGUUUCUUCCACGACCACGAAAACCAACGGGCCAUUCAGUUUAAAACUUACAUAAAGAUAGGGUCAUUAUGCACGGCCAUACAAACUGGCUUCGGGGGAGUUCUCAUCACCCUCUUAUCUAAAACGGCUCCUACUAUGAAGCUACUGCUGAAAUAUCCUAAGCUUUUCUCGGGCGGCAUGGUGACCUCCGAGGGCCCGACGGAAAACGUCAUGAACAACACAAAGUUCACAUUCGAGUUGUAUGGCGAGGGGUGGGAUAAGAAUACGGAUGUGUCGGAAAAGCCGAACAAGAAAGCAGUCGUUAAGGUGAAAGGUGUAAAUCCUGCAUAUGGGGCAACUGUCACUGCUGUGAUAUACUGUGCAAUCGCAUGUCUCACGGAACAAGAUAAAAUACCUGGGAUCGGCGGCGUUCUGACAACUGGGGCAGCAUUUCAUAAUACUAGUCUAAUUAAGAACCUCCACGAAAAUAAUCUGACCUUUGAAUACAUUCCAUGUUAAAUCAGUUUUCUUAGUUUAGUUUAAAUUAGAAUUCGUUUUAUAGUAACUACCUGAGUUGUGUGUUCA